AUGGUUAUAAAUAUGUUGAAAUGGUGCCCAAAUUCAUACCCUUCAGCGACCCACAAAAUUACUCAACUGCACAACAAUCUCAAACUCUUCCGCUCCACCCACUCGCCCUUACGCUCAUUCUCAGCACAAUCAUCAAUCUCGACGCACGACGAUGUUCAAGUUCCCUCUUCCUCCCCCUUCACAGGGUUGGAUGAGACGAUGACGGGAUUCAUAUUCGGGAAGAAGAAGGCAACUGAAGUUGCUCACGCGGUUUGGAACAAUGUUGUCCGGAAAGGGGAUCUGGUGGUCGACGCCACUUGUGGCAAUGGUCACGACACAGUGGCUAUGGCGAGAUUAGUUGCAGAUGAUGCCGGCAGAGGCUGCGUCUUUGCAAUGGACCUUCAGAAAUCUGCUUUAGAAAGCACUUCAUCUUUGCUCGAUCAAUCACUCACUCCUCAUCAGGUGGGCUUUGGACGGGCACGGGCCUUUGCUGGCGUCAAAGCCCCCAAGUUCGUUAAAUAUUCAGAAUCAGCUUCGUCUCCACCAAGAAACCACGCCUUCCCUGCUCCGGCAAUUCACACUAGUGCAUUUCAGAGAGCUCAUUUUACAAGUAAUUCUGGAAUAUUUCGUGUCUUUCUCUUUUUGAAAGCAAGUCGUUUCUAUCAAAUUUGCUCGUACUUGAUGUAG
Salvia splendens (bonfire salvia) is the source of this 666-nucleotide messenger RNA. RefSeq lists its product as uncharacterized. Bases 1 to 666 code for a protein of 221 amino acids. The record is from RefSeq and is a predicted model, not a curated record. NCBI's taxonomy places the organism in Eukaryota, Viridiplantae, Streptophyta, Magnoliopsida, Lamiales, Lamiaceae. The transcript is spliced from 4 exons.